AUGGCUCAGCCGCGCUGGGCGAUCCAUCCGGCGGGACGGAACCGAUGGCCUAGGCCUGCCGCUUCGAUACACUGGCUUCAGAUAGCAAAAAUCGUCAUCCCUCUUGUUCUCAUUGUACAGCUAUUCGUCUUUCUGACAAGCAAUGGCAGCACGUCCAAGCUCGAGCGGUUCACGCGCCCUUUCAAGGGCGAGAAGCGAGUUUUCAUAUCCGAUUUUCUUAGCCAUGAGGGAUACGGUGGUGCUUUCGAUGGCCGCCCUAUCGCCGACAUGUGCGCGGGCAGGAGCUGGAAUCCGGACCGGAUAGUCCAGUGCGAUGCCGUGCCCGAGGGCGUUGGAACGGUUAGGAACGGUCAUCUACAGUGUAUCCGAUUCGCCAUCGAGAUAGGAGCUGGCGGCCUCAUCCUACCAGAUAUCGUCAAGAGAUCAGAGCACAACAUUGCCCAGGCGAUCCCAAACGCCAAGGGCCCGCUGCGCGGCGUUGGCCUGGACUAUUUUUUCGACAGCGACCACCUCACCUCAAGCCUCACUAAGUUCUGUCCGCAGAUGAGGCUGUACCCUUCCAUCAACGCGCUGCACAACGUCCCCUCGCUCCUGACCGGCGUCAAGGUCAAGCUCGACCAGCUGCAGCCGCCCAGGAUCAAUAUCAGCUCGACCGUCAUCGAGGACCUGGAUGGCUUCUGGGAGCAGGUGAGGACGCUCAUUUCCAAGGAAGACGACGGGAAGCGCAAGCCACUCAAGAUCCAGCUUGUGUGGUCUCCAUUUUGGUACAGUGUGGAUCACGACUCGGUCGAGUUCGUCACUAGUUUUGGCCGGCUCUUGAGGACGCGACAUGACGUUCGACGGUUCGCCGGCUCAGUCCUUUACGGCUUGAAAACGCGCUUCAAUCUAGACCUGGACCCGAGGAAACCGCCAAAGGGCCAAUCCGGAGAAGAGGUCGCCCGCAACGUGGCUGAAGGCAAGAGCUUUCUUGGAGUGCGUAUCAGAACCGAUGUCGACGCCCAAUCCAUGCAUUGGCCAAACUACGAGACACAGGCAACCUAUUUCAACCGUCUUGUGGGACAGAAUCAAAUCCCCGUCACCUACAUGACACAAGGUGCCGCGAAAGCCGAUGUUAGCGACUUCAAGGCGAACUCGGCAGGUUUUAAUGGUGUCGUCGUGCGCAAGGAGGACUUGCUCACGGGUCCCGAACUCGAGACCCUGCAGAGUCUCAGCUGGGAUCAACAGGCGCUCGUUGACUAUGAGGUCAUGCUCUCGGCGGGGAUCGUUGCCGGAAUUGCUCACUCGAGUUUUUCGUGGAAUCUGGCGAUACGUCGGAGGAUCGAAUUUUCGGGACCAGAGAAUGAGGCGCUGGGCAAUAAUGGCCUGGUGUUGCCCGAGGGCAGCAUAACUUAUCAAGACCCAUACUCGAUCAUAUUUGGGCCUGGCGAGGGAGAGAACAGUGCCGUCAUGUCUGAUUCUAUGCGGCUCACCAUAUGGCCCUGA
Molecule: messenger RNA, 1482 nt
Organism: Pyricularia pennisetigena
Lineage: Eukaryota; Fungi; Ascomycota; Sordariomycetes; Magnaporthales; Pyriculariaceae
Exons: 3
Coding region: 1-1482 (493 amino acids)
Source: RefSeq, a predicted model, not a curated record